CUUUCACCGUCGCCCUCAACAUCGACGACGAUGAGUUCGUUCAUUCGCCCUCCUCCGGGCUUGCCGCCCCCACCUCCAGGCAUGCCACCACCACCAGGAUUUCCACAAGCAUCUACCUCAAAGGUUCCUCCCGAAGUCCUUGCGCAAAAGUCGCAGAAAUGGGUGUCCAUGCAGAAAAAGCGCUACGGCGAAAAGCGCAAAGGAGGAUAUGUUGAUAUGGGAAAACAGGAUUUGCCUCCGGAGCACGUCCGUAAAAUUAUCAAGGACCACGGUGACAUGAGCAACCGCAAGUUUCGCAAUGAUAAGCGCGUCCACCUCGGCGCCUUGAAAUACGUCCCUCACGCUGUAAUGAAGCUGCUUGAAAACAUCCCAUACCCCUGGGAGCAGGUUCGCGAGGUGCCCGUCCUUUAUCACAUCACUGGCGCAAUCACUUUCGUCAAUGAGAUCCCUCGCAUUAUCGAACCUGUUUAUCAUGCCCAAUGGAGUUCCAUGUGGCUAGCCAUGCGUCGAGAGAAGCGUGAUCGCAGACAUUUCAAGCGUAUGCGCUUCCCACCUUUUGAUGAUGAAGAGCCACCGUUGGAUUAUGGUGAUAACGUACUGGAUGUUGAGCCUCUUGAAGCCAUUCAGCUGGAGCUCGAUUCAGAGGAAGAUUCUGCCAUUAUUGAUUGGUUUUACGACCCAAAGCCGCUGGUGGACACACCUGCAGUCAAUGGUCCCUCAUAUCGUUAUUGGCAGCUCACACUACCCGUCAUGGCGAAUUUAUAUCGUCUUGGGAGAACCCUAUUGUCAGACCAACCUGAUAGCAAUGCAAGCUAUCUUUUCGACAAGAAAUCCUUCUUCACCGCAAAAGCUCUCAACUUGGCAAUUCCUGGAGGGCCGAAGUUUGAGCCAUUGUACCGUGACAUGGAUGCUUUUGACGAAGAUUGGAACGAGUUCAAUGAUGUCAAUAAAGUUAUCAUUCGUCAACAAAUCCGUACCGAGUACAAGGUCGCCUUCCCGCAUCUCUAUAACUCCCUCCCGCGCUCUGUUCACCUCUCUCCAUAUCAUGCGCCCAAGAAUGUCUAUAUUCGCACUGAUGAUCCCGACCUACCCGCCUUCUAUUUCGACCCACUCAUCAACCCUAUCUCCCUGCGCGGCGCUACUCCCAAGAACGCACCGCUCGUCUCUCAUGAAGACUCUAUCUUCGGUCCGAACGGCGCCGACGACGACGACGACUUUGAGUUGCCCGAUGAUGUGCAGCCAUUCCUUGAAGACAAGCCUCUCGAGAACGACCUCACUGCUGAUGGUAUUGCUCUAUGGUGGGCGCCUGAGCCUUAUAAUCGGCGCUCUGGUCGCAUGCGUCGUGCGCAGGACAUACCUUUGGUGAAGAACUGGUAUUUGGAGCACUGUCCUCCCAACCAGCCAGUCAAAGUUCGCGUAUCGUACCAGAAGUUGCUCAAGUGCUUCGUCCUCAACGAGCUCAAGAGUCGACCUGAGAAGGCGAUGACUAAAAAGAAUCUCUUCCGGCAGUUGAAGGCGACGAAGUUCUUCCAAACGACAAAGCUUGACUGGGUGGAAGCCGGUUUGCAGGUGUGCAGACAAGGGUAUAACAUGCUUAACCUUCUCAUUCACAGAAAGAAUUUGAACUACUUACAUCUCGACUAUAACAUGAACUUGAAACCAGUGAAGACGCUUACUACAAAGGAGCGCAAAAAGUCUCGCUUCGGAAAUGCCUUCCACUUGUGCCGCGAGAUUCUGCGUCUUACAAAACUUGUUGUUGAUGCCCAUGUUCAGUUCCGCCUUGGCAAUGUUGAUGCUUUCCAGCUCGCAGACGCACUGCAGUAUAUCUUUGCGCACAUUGGGGCAUUGACUGGUAUGUAUCGGUACAAGUACAAGCUCAUGAGACAAGUUCGCAUGACAAAAGACCUCAAGCACUUGAUCUACUACCGCUUUAAUACUGGCCCUGUCGGCAAGGGUCCUGGAAACGGGUUCUGGGCUCCUGGCUGGCGUGUCUGGCUUUUCUUCAUGCGAGGCAUCGUACCGCUACUCGAGCGCUGGCUCGGUAACCUCCUCGCGCGUCAGUUCGAGGGACGCAACAGCAAGGGCAUCGCGAAAACUGUGACAAAGCAACGUGUCGAGUCUCACUACGACCUCGAGUUACGUGCGGCUGUCAUGCACGACAUUCUCGACAUGAUGCCCGAGUCCAUUAAACAGAACAAGUCGAAGACGAUUCUGCAGCAUCUGUCGGAGGCGUGGCGUUGCUGGAAGGCGAACAUCCCAUGGAAAGUUCCUGGUAUGCCCACUGCGAUUGAGAACAUUAUCCUACGGUACAUCAAGAGCAAGGCUGACUGGUGGUGCUCGGUUGCGCAUUAUAAUCGGGAGCGUAUCCGUCGGGGUGCUACGGUUGAUAAGGCAGUAGUGAAGAAAAACCUGGGUCGGCUGACUCGUCUGUACUUGAAAGCAGAGCAGGAGAGGCAGCAUGGGUACUUGAAGGAUGGGCCAUACAUCAGUGCGGAGGAAGCUGUCGCAAUUUACACAGCGACUGUUCACUGGCUAGAGAGCCGCAAAUUUGCUCCUAUACCAUUCCCUCCUCUGUCGUACAAGCACGACACGAAGCUGCUUGUACUCGCACUUGAAAAGUUGAAGGAGGCUUACUCGGUCAAGGGUCGCCUUAACCAGUCGCAGCGUGAAGAGCUUGCCCUCAUUGAGCAGGCGUAUGACAAUCCGCAUGAAUGUCUGUCGCGCAUCAAGCGACUGCUUCUCACCCAGCGCGCGUUCAAGGAGGCUGGCAUUGAGUUCUUUGACACGUACGACAAACUCAUUCCGUGCUACGACAUCGAGCCUGUUGAGAAGAUUACAGACGCCUAUCUUGAUCAAUUCCUGUUCUUCGAGGCUGAUAAAAGAGGGUUGUUCCCUGCCUGGAUCAAACCUGCCGAUACGGAGCCACCGCCGUUGCUUGUGUACAAGUGGUGCCAGGGCAUCAACAACUUGACGGACAUCUGGGAGACGAGCGAGGGCGAGUGCAACGUGAUGAUGGAGACCGUCUUCUCCAAGGUGUAUGAGAAGAUCGACCUGACCCUACUCAACCGUCUCCUCCACUACAUCACUGCGAAGAACAACACGGUGUUGACCUACAAGGACAUGGCACACACGAAUGCAUUCGGUCUCAUCCGUGGCCUUCAGUUCUCUGCCUUCGUCUUCCAGUACUACGGUCUCGUCCUUGAUCUCCUCAUUCUUGGCUUGCAGCGAGCUAGCGAAAUGGCGGGUCCUCCACAGAUGCCUAACAACUUCUUGCAGUACCGCGACUCGGCGACAGAGACUCGUCACCCCAUCCGCUUGUACUCUCGUUACGUUGAUCGCUUGCACAUCCUCUUCCGCUUCAGCGCUGAUGAGGCGAGGGACCUGAUCCAACGCUAUCUUAGUGCCAACCCUGACCCGACCAACAACAACGUCAUCGGGUAUAACAACAAGCGUUGCUGGCCUCGUGAUUGUCGUAUGCGUCUCAUCAAGCAUGAUGUCAACCUCGGAAGAGCGGUCUUCUGGAACGUUAAGAAUAGCCUGCCGCGCUCACUCACCACCAUCGAGUGGGAGGACACCUUUGUCAGCGUUUACUCGAAGGACAACCCACAGUUGUUGUUCUCGAUGUGCGGCUUCGAGGUCCGUAUCUUGCCCAAGAUUAGGACGAUGGGUGGCGAACAGUUCUCGUUGAAGGAUGCCGUGUGGAAUCUCACCAACGAGCAGACCAAAGAGAGAACUGCGCAGGCGUUCCUGCGUGUCUCCGAUGACGGUGUCCAGCAAUUCAACAACCGUAUCCGUCAGGUCCUUAUGAGCUCUGGCUCCACCACGUUCUCGAAGAUCGUCAACAAGUGGAACACUGCGUUGAUCGGUUUGAUGACCUACUAUCGCGAGGCCGUCAUCCACACAAACGAGCUCUUGGACUCUCUUGUCAAGGCAGAGAACAAGAUCCAAACUCGUGUUAAGAUCGGCCUGAACAGUAAGAUGCCGUCCCGUUUCCCUCCUGUCGUUUUCUACACGCCGAAGGAGCUUGGUGGCCUUGGAAUGCUUUCGAUGGGUCAUGUUCUUAUCCCGCAGAGUGACUUGCGAUGGUCCAAGCAAACUGACGUUGGAGUUACACAUUUCCGUGCUGGUAUGACCCAUGAGGAGGACCAGUUGAUUCCGAACUUGUACAGAUACCUUCAGCCAUGGGAGGCAGAAUUCUUGGAUUCGGCUCGUGUUUGGUCCGAAUAUUCCAUGAAGCGGAAGGAGGCCAAUGCCCAGAACCGUCGCCUCACCCUCGAAGAUCUUGAAGAUAGCUGGGACCGCGGUAUUCCUCGUAUCAACACCCUCUUCCAAAAGGAUCGCCACACGUUGGCAUAUGACCGAGGUUGGCGUGUGCGUACGGAUUGGAAGCAGUACCAGUUGCUGAAACACAACCCCUUCUGGUGGACAUCUCAGCGCCAUGAUGGAAAGCUUUGGCAACUGAACAACUAUCGUGUUGAUGUCAUUGCUGCACUGGGCGGUGUUGAGGGUAUCUUGGAGCACACACUCUUCAAAGGAACUUACUUCCCCACAUGGGAGGGUCUCUUCUGGGAGAAAGCGUCUGGAUUCGAAGAGUCUAUGCGAUACAAGAAACUUACCAACGCCCAGAGGUCAGGUCUUAACCAGAUCCCUAAUCGUCGGUUCACGCUCUGGUGGAGUCCGACCAUCAACCGCGCCAAUGUAUAUGUCGGUUUCCAGGUGCAGCUUGACCUGACGGGUAUCUUCAUGCACGGCAAGAUCCCUACCCUUAAGAUCUCGCUGAUUCAAAUCUUCCGUGCGCAUUUGUGGCAGAAGAUUCACGAAAGUGUGGUCAUGGACUUGUGUCAGGUCUUCGAUCAGGAGCUAGAGCCUCUCCAGAUCGAGACAGUGCAAAAGGAGACUAUUCACCCUCGUAAGAGUUACAAGAUGAAUUCGUCUUGCGCCGAUAUCUUGCUGUUCUCGGCCUACAAGUGGAAUAUCUCUCGGCCUUCACUGGUUACAGAUAACAAAGACGUUUUGGAUGGCACGACUAGCAACAAGUACUGGAUCGACGUUCAGCUUCGUUGGGGCGACUUCGAUACUCAUGAUAUCGAGCGGUAUACUCGUGCCAAGUUCUUGGACUAUGUGUCCGACUCCAUGAGUAUCUACCCCUCGCCAACUGGUGUUAUGAUCGGCAUGGAUCUAGCCUAUAACCUGUGGUCUGCGUAUGGCAACUGGUUCCCCGGUAUGAAGCCUCUAAUCCAGCAGGCCAUGGCCAAGAUCAUGAAGGCUAAUCCUGCAUGCCACGUUCUGCGCGAGCGUAUUCGCAAGGGUCUCCAGUUGUACUCUUCUGAGCCCACGGAGCCUUACCUCAACAGCCAGAACUACUCAGAACUGUUCUCGAACCAGAUCAUUUGGUUCGUCGACGACACUAACGUGUAUCGUGUCACUAUUCAUAAGACAUUCGAGGGUAACUUGACGACCAAACCAAUUAACGGCGCUAUCUUCAUCUUCAACCCACGUUCUGGACAGUUGUUCCUGAAGAUCAUCCACACUAGUGUCUGGGCUGGUCAAAAGCGUCUCGGUCAACUUGCGAAGUGGAAGACUGCCGAAGAAGUGGCUGCAUUGGUUCGUUCGCUGCCUGUCGAAGAACAGCCGAAGCAGGUCAUCGUCACUCGCAAGGGCAUGUUGGACCCUCUUGAGGUUCACUUGCUUGAUUUCCCGAAUAUCGUUAUCAAGGGAAGUGAGUUGCAAUUGCCCUUCCAGGCAUGCAUGAAGAUGGAGAAGUUUGGUGACUUGAUCCUACGUGCUACACAACCUCAAAUGGUCCUGUUCAGCUUGUACGACGACUGGCUCAAGUCGGUGUCCAGUUACACCGCCUUCUCUCGUCUUAUCCUCCUCCUUCGUGGCUUGCACGUCAACAACGAGAAGGCGAAGAUUAUUUUGCAUCCGGACAAGUCGACCAUCACAGAACCACACUUCGUCUGGCCUACUCUUACAGAUGAUGAAUGGAUUAAGGUUGAGGUCGCAAUGAAGGAUCUUAUCUUGGCAGAUUUCGGCAAGCGGAACAGCGUCAACAUCGCGUCCUUGACUGCCAGUGAAAUUCGUGACAUCAUUCUUGGUCAAGAGAUUGCCGCUCCUUCCGUACAGCGCCAACAGAUGGCUGAGCUUGAGAAGAGUAACGAGGCACAGGGUCAAGUCACCGCUGUGCAAACUCAGACCACCAACGUUCACGGUGAUACGAUUCAGACCGUCACGACGACCAAUUAUGAACAGCAAGUGUUUAGCAGCAAAUCUGAUUGGCGUGUCCGUGCCAUCUCUGCUACGCAUCUUCCCCUCCGUCUGCAACAUAUCUAUGUCUCCAAUGAUGAUGUCAAGGACGACGCUGCUUCGUACACCUAUGUGUUGCCAAAGAACAUCCUGCGAGCAUUCAUCACUGCUGCAGAUCUUCGCACUCAGGUUGCGGCCUUCUUGUACGGUGUAUCGCCGCCAGACAACAAGCAGGUCAAGGAGAUCAAAGCAGUCGUAUGGGUACCUCAGCGUGGAAGCAACAAUAGCGUUGAGCUGCCCAACCAGUUGCCGAAGGACGACUUCCUCCUCAAAGAUCUCGAACCUCUUGGGUGGAUCAAGACUCAAGCGCUUGAGCUCAACCAUCUCUCUCCCACAGACGUCACCACCCAAGCCAAGUUGAUGGCUGACCACCCCGAGUGGAACUCCUCGUCAAUCUGUAUCGCUGCUUCCUUCACUCCUGGUUCAGUCUCCCUAUCUGCUCAUCAACUGACGGUACCUGGGUUCGAGUGGGGCCGCAAGAACGUGGAUAAUUCUGCCAACCCACCUGGCUUCAACCCUAAUAUGUCGGAGCGGGUGCAGCUCCUGUUGUCUGACCGUAUUCUCGGGAUGACGCUCGUGCCCGAAGGCAAAGUCUGGAACUACGGGAUUGGUCUUACCCAAUUGUGGUCGGCCAACUUGUCAUUUGCUGUAACACUAGACACGCCGCUGUUGUUCUGGGCAGAGGAUCACCGGCCCGCUGCGUUCUUGACGUUUGCGAACCUUGAGCAAGGGGAUGAUAGUGCUGAUGUUGAAAACAGUUUCGCUUGAUUUAUUACUGCUCUUCGUGUAAUUUGCUGUUUUCAUGUAGCUGCAUACGAAAAUCUCACUUGUAUGAAAUAGUUUACCCACACAAUAUUAUGCUGUUUUCUUUGCGCCUCA
Suillus subalutaceus is the source of this 7185-nucleotide messenger RNA. Its product is annotated as NUC071 domain-containing protein. Bases 31 to 7074 code for a protein of 2347 amino acids. Gene Ontology annotation, molecular function: metallopeptidase activity; U1 snRNA binding; U2 snRNA binding. The transcript has 12 exons. Gene Ontology annotation, cellular component: U5 snRNP; catalytic step 2 spliceosome. NCBI's taxonomy places the organism in Eukaryota, Fungi, Basidiomycota, Agaricomycetes, Boletales, Suillaceae. Gene Ontology annotation, biological process: spliceosomal tri-snRNP complex assembly; mRNA splicing, via spliceosome. The record is from RefSeq and is a predicted model, not a curated record.